AUGAUUCAAACAGAUUCAACAUCUAUGGCAAACACAAAAGAAAGAUAUGCGGUUGUUACAGGAUCAAAUAAAGGGAUAGGAUUGGAAACUGUUAAGAGAUUAGCUUCAAAUGGAGUCAAAGUUGUUCUUACAGCUAGAAAUCAGAAAAGGGGUGUUCAAGCUUUUGAGAAAUUGAAGAAAGAUUUUGGGUUUUGUUGUAAUCUUGUUGUUUUUCAUCAACUUGAUGUUACUGACCCUUUUAGUAUUUCAUCAUUGGUUGAGUUUGUUAAGACUCAGUUUGGAAGACUUGAUAUCUUGGUGAAUAAUGCCGGAAUCAAUGGUUUCAAUGCAGAUGAGAUGAUUGAACCGAUUAUUAAUUGGAGGGAAUUGAGUCAAACUUACGAGAUGGCUGAAAAAUGCAUAAUAACAAAUUACUACGGCGCUAAAGAAACUACCGAGGCUUUUCUUCCUCUUCUAAAGUUAUCCGAUUCACCAGUGGUCGUUAAUGUUUCCUCUACGGCAGGCCUAUUAAAGUACAUAUCAAAUGAUUGGGCUAAGAGUGUGUUAGACGAUACCGAAAAUCUCACCGAAGAGCUAAUAGACGAAGUACUAAAAGAGUUUCUGAAAGACUUCAAACAAGAUUCACUUGAAAACAAUGGUUGGCCGACGUAUCUUUCGGCCUACAAACUCUCGAAAGCAGCUGUGAAUUCCUACACAAGACUUCUGGCUUAUAGAUAUCCAAACUUGUGUAUUAAUUGUGUUUGUCCUGGUUUUGUUAAAACAGAUAUGAAUAGAAACACAGGUGUGUUAAGUGUUGAAAAUGGUGCUGCUAGUGUUGUGAGAUUAGCAUUAGUUUCUAAUGGUUCAAGUUCUGGUCACUUUUUUGCUAGCCAAGAUUUGUCUAGUUUUUGA
Lathyrus sativus (Indian pea) is the source of this 891-nucleotide messenger RNA. The record is from the annotation of a GenBank genome assembly. Lineage: Eukaryota; Viridiplantae; Streptophyta; Magnoliopsida; Fabales; Fabaceae.